Molecule: messenger RNA, 6084 nt
Organism: Polypterus senegalus (gray bichir)
Lineage: Eukaryota; Metazoa; Chordata; Cladistia; Polypteriformes; Polypteridae
Product: XK-related protein 5-like
Exons: 7
Coding region: 127-2124 (665 amino acids)
Biological process (GO): phosphatidylserine exposure on apoptotic cell surface; engulfment of apoptotic cell; apoptotic process involved in development
Cellular component (GO): plasma membrane
Source: RefSeq, a predicted model, not a curated record
CUGAGUGGUGCAGAGCAAGCAGCCUGCAGCAGAGAAUGGCGAAGUACCCGCACAGAUGACGAAAAGAAACAAGGAAACGGCUUUUUUUAUCGUACCUAACAUUUGAGAAUUAUAAAAUUAAAGAUCAUGGCGGACCAGCGUCAGAAAUGCUGUGGACUUUGUUGUUUUGAAGUGUUUCUGCUCGGCGGCUCGGCACUGCUUCUCCUUGCAGAAAGGGUUACCCUGAUAUACAGUAUCAUAUACUAUUUUUUGAUCGGACAGCCAUUAUGGGCAGGAUUGACAUUUGCCUUUCUUCUGCCUGCCAGUGGUGUUCAACUGCUAAGUUACUAUUGGUUUUUAGAGGAUGGCAAGAAGAACCGGAGGUGUAUGAUAUUUAUUCACAUUCUUCACCUGGGAAUUUAUAAACGGUAUUUGGACUGCAUUUAUUGGAUGGUUAAGACUACAGGUUAUGCUGGAAAUCUAGGACUAAUAGUCAUGCAGCAGGGUGAUACUGCAGCUCUGCAUUUAAUGGAGGCUCUACUACUCUCUUUGCCACAGGCCUUACUGCAUGGCUAUCUAUUGGUGACAACACAGAUAAGCAUUCUCAUUCCAGCUGCUCUGUCAUCUGGCCUAUGUCUUCUUUCACUUUCUUGGGUGUUGGUCCUACAUAGCCGGGCUUCUUGCCUGAUAAGGCCUGGCCAUGUCAGUCUUCCACCUGCUGCUCUUCUUUGUCAGCUUGUGUGGAGGAUCUGCAUGUUGGGGUCACGUAUUACAACUCUCAUCUUAUUUGCCAGAGCUUAUCAGUGGUGGAUAUUUGGUGUUGGAGGUCUCCAUUGGCUGGCUGCAUCAUUCUGGCUUGGUAGUCAGCAGUCUGACAUUAUUCGUAAUCCAUGGCAUUGGCGUCUCUUCAACUGUGUUGUUGGAGCUGUCCACAUAUUCUGCUUUUUGAAUGUGAAAGAUGGACCAUCUAGGUACCGUGCUGCUGCGUUUUAUAUGGUAAUUCUAUUGGAAAAUGCAGCUCUCUUAUUGCUUGCAUCAGAUUUUCUGCAUUUUUCAUCUUGGAAUAGUUUAGGCACAGCCACAUUGGUCCUUUGCAGUUUCAUUGCUGGAUGUAUAUCUUUGAUUCUAUACUACCGUUUUCUACAUCCAAAGUCCACAGAAAUCUCUACCAACUUCCAAACUGCGUACUCAGGAAAUUCAUGCUGGACCAAAGAAGAAACAUCGUUGCCCUCUGGAAAUAUACCCAUUUGUGUCCCUACUGAGUGCCAAGCUAAUGAAGCACUUUCUUUCACUGGAAUAUUUCAGACUGAUUUGGAAAAUGGUGAAAUUCCUACUCAGGUUACAAAUGCUUUGCAAUCUCCUGGGAACAAAGGACACCACCACUGGUUACUGGUUAAAGUGGCUUUAAAGACAGGUGAUGAAGCAAAAAUAUUUCAAGGUUAUGGGGCAGGAGGAGCCACUUCAGUUUUAGUACUGCCAGAUCAUGAUGAUGUCAAAGAUGAGAAUGUGCAGAAGGAAACAGAGCCAGAAGAGAGCUCUCCAUCAGAAACAGAAGGUGAAUGGGCACAUGGUGUUUUUCCAUAUUCGGAAUCUGAAAACAUGGAUGUUUCACAGUACCUCAGUGUUCAAGCAAGCCCUGAGAUGGCAUCCUUUCAAAAACUUGCAACCAAUGAAAAGUUAGGAAUUUCCUCAAAUUCACCCAGUAGGGGAUCUCCUGAAAGAAGAUCUGUUUGUUUUCAAGAAGGUCUUGAAUAUGUAGGUACAAAAGCAUGUGUACAAAGUCCAGUGGAAUCUGAAUGCAGUUCAACAUUGUACUUCAGUGCUGAUCUUCAGUCCCCUAAUGAUGCAGACAAAGAACUCUCAGAGGGAGAAAUAGAAGAUGAGAGAGCUGUAUUUCCAUCUCCUUUAAAUGAGUGCAGCCCCAUCACAAAGAGCAAAAGGCAAGAAAAGAAUAUCAUGAAUGUAGUGCCUAAAGGAAUACUAAGCAAAGGUGAGCAGGUGUCUCAGCUGGCAGCUCAACCUCGAUUCACUUCCACUCCCAAAUCAGAUAAUGAAAUCCAAAGCAGAAAGCUCAGAAUCUCAGGAGUUAGAAAGCCGAUUGUUCCAUUUGGAGCUGGGAAUAGUGACGGUAUAUAUAAACCAUAAAGCAGUUAACUGUAUUGAAAGACUGCUGAGGAACUAGUUUUGGGAGACACUUCAUAAAGUCCUAUUGUCUCCUUUCCUAGAAGAGUAAAUAUACUUAGGAACAAAUAUCUGCAUGGAAAAAUGGAGAGACUAUAUAAUGAUAUGCCGAAAACAUGUUUGGUUUUACCCCCUUUAACACUUCUUUUUUUUAUAAAAUUACUAAAAUAAUUUGUAAUCAUUUUGUAUAUUUUUAACAACUUGGUACUGAGUUACAAUCUCAUUUAAUUAUUUAUUAAGUUUUAAACUUUUUGUUAGAAUUUUUUAAUAUUUAAACAGUUACAUUUUCAUUGUGAUGUUGGCCUAUUUACUUUUAAUUUAAAAAUUCUAAUAUUUUCCACAGCUAGGUAAUGCUGUUUUUUCUUUUUCUUCAGUGUUAUAAAUCUUACUAAAGCAACUGUGAAUUAAAUAACUAUUUUCACCAAGCUUCCUCUGCAAAAAAAAAAAAAAAAAGUCCCAAUUUCUUUUUAAAUUUUAAAUUAACCUAUAAACCUCAGGACAUAUUCCUACCAAUUUUAAUACCUCGGUAUUCCACACUGUUGUAAAGACAUACUUGUUAUACCAAAUGCAACAGUUAGCAUCACCUAUUUGAGUCUUACAAACAAAAAGUUUUGGACUCUGUUUUUUUUUUUGCCUUGUGCCUGUUGCUUAUGAGAAAGGGUCUAGACCCCUGUGACAAUGACCAGGGUUUAGGAAAGGACACAAUUUGUUUUGAAAUACACUUUUCUUAGUUUAAUUGUGGCAUAAGGAUGAGAAUGAAGUGAUUUAAUGCAAGCCGUCCUGUUCUUGGAGGAGGAGGAGGAGUGAAUGUUUGUAUAUGUAUAUAUACAUGAUAAGCUUUCAGCAUGUACCAGUCCAUAAUAAACUUGAAUUUGAAACUUAAUGUAUUCACUGCAUUGAGCACUAUUUAAAUGGUAAUGAAGUUUAAUAGCAUGUAUCCCACAAUGAAUAUACUGCUUAUUUUAAUAGUUUUAACAUUAAUCACAAGAUACCUGAUUAUAGGCAAACGGUAAACAAUGUUAUUAUUAGUAAACUACAUGUCUAUCUCUUGUCUACAAGCUACAUUCCUCAAUUUAUUUUUCUUUCUUCCUUUGCGCUUUUAAAUCAAUACCUUCUUCUAUCUAAUUUCACUAAAUAGAACUGAGUCUUUUUAACAAUUUCUUUAGAGAUAUAGAAGAUGAAAGAAGUUAUAUUUGUCAACUAAAUACAACUAAUUGGUAUAAUUCGAAGAAAAUCUUAAUCAGAUCUAGCUUACAUAACUUCAUUCUUUGCAGUACUGAACAGUGUUCUGCUAUAUCUUUUGAUUUGUUUCUACUAAACACAUUUCCUGAGGUUUAUCAUUUUAUUCAUUUUGUGAUCACUUGACUUAAAGGGUCUUACAUAAAUUGUUUUUAAAUGUAAUGAAAACAGUUUUAUUGGUUAAAGCAUCCAAACUCUUUCCUUUUAUUAACUGUUGAUUGAAAAUUCUCAAAUGCUAUUUUUCAGUUCAGUGGAAUGUAUUAUAGGACAAAGAGUAUGGCUCAUAUUCACUUAGCUUAUUUUAGCAGUAAUAAAUUAAUAAAAUGUAAUAACUUCAAAGUCAAAGAGAAAUUAUUUUGCAUAUAUUUUACUAUAUAGUAAAUCAAAAGAUGUUUACUGAAAAAAUCUGAGGUGUCCACAUUGUUUUAAUUGUUUCUAUAGUAACACCAAUAAUGAGCUUUCCCCAGAAGAAAAAUAACUGAAUUUUUGUGAAAUAUGUUUUUCAGUACAUUAACUUUUUAUUCCACAAAAUGUAAAUAUGUUCAGUGUGAGCCAACUCUGAGCUGUGAUAGGUUGUAGAAAUAUGUUCCUUUGCAUAAAGUACAAAUAUAAAUUGCUUAGAAAAGACUAAUGCUACUUUGGUUUAGUUAAUUCAAUGUUUAUUUGAUGAAUUUUUCUGUUUUGAACUUAGAGUGAAUCAGUACACAAGUAAAUAGUUACGUGUAACAACUCUGAUGUAGAUUUAUUUAGUUUUAUCACUACAGAGUCUGAGGAAAUGAAAACGUCAGAUUUCUAAGACAAAAAAGUGUGAUUCAGUGGAUUUGAAAUACACAUUUCUUGAGGAAUUUCAGGUACAACUGGGAGGUAAAGUAAUAAUACAUUUGAAAGAGAAAUGGAAAAAUCGUGAAGUGAUUAAUAAAUAACUACUGUUUAAUGAAGUCAUUAAAAUAACAUGAGUAUGUGUCAGGUAUCAUAUAAAGACAAGAUAAGUGGAAAAGAAGCAAUCAUCAGCUAACAAAGACAUUCACAUACUGUACCUUGGUUCAUGACUGUUACCCAUUUAACUGCACUCACAAAUAAGAUUGAGAACCACUGGUAAGGGUGUGCAUGAGAAGAUCAUGCAUUUGAUGUUUGUUAAAGCCAUAUAUUAGUGUCUUGAUACCUUGAUCAUGAUCGGUGAUUGUUUACAGAAAACAUGAUGUCCAUAUUGAAAAUAAGGCAACAGUGAUUCUAAAACUGAACACCGUCAAACAGUGGAAGAAAUGUUAUUUUUAUGAAAGUAGAUCUUCAACAAGUGGUCUAAUUAAGCUUUGUAAGAAAGCUAAAAUAUUAAUUGUGGGACAAUUUAACAUUUCAAAAGUUCAGUUGCCUGAUUUAAAGUAAACUGAAGAAAGAAGUGUGUGCUAAUUUUUUGCACACUUCGAGAAGAUAGAAAAUUAUAUUUUCUCAAUCCUAUAAAAAUGCUUUUUAAAAUCUUUUGUAUAGUGGAAUUGUUUUUAUACUAGUUGAGAUGAAGCCUUUAUGGUUUAACAGUCUUACUCAAGUUUACAUAAUGAGCCAAUGGUGUGAAUUGCCCUUGGAAGUUUAGAGGCAUCUUAGCUACUAGUAUAGAAUACAUGAAUAUUUUCUACAAUUUUCCAAAAGGUUUCAAAUGGAUUUUAUGCUAUCCUAAAAUGGAAUUGUCUCAUCUCUGGAUUUUUAUUAAUCUUUAUCUGACACAAACAAUAAACAAACAUAUAAUUAACAAAUGUAGCACUGAAAGUCCACAGAAUAUGUCAAGUUAGGAUGAAAAAAAAUAUUUGAAAUAUUAUCUUGCCUAUGUGUAGCACAGUUUUUAAUGUUGGUGUGUUUUGUGUAAGUUCUGACUUGUUUAUCUUGUGCCCAGUGCAGUAUGAAUUAAUUCUAAGAGCUAAAGGACAGAAUCAUUCUCUGAAAUCUUUAGACAGCUCUGUUGCUGAUUCAGUGCUUGUUGUCUGUUACCGCCCAACUCACAGCUUAUUAGCUGUUGAUUUCUUUUUAUACCCUGUUCUAGCAGUAUUAUUUCCCAAUCUGGGUGGUUUCCUUAAAACAACUUUUUACAGCAGGGUGCCUUACAAACUUUAUAGAGGCAACUUGGGGUUAAUGCCCAGAUUGGUUAUCUGCGUAAUUUUGUUUCAUUAUUUAUAGUGGGAGCAGUCUUCUAACAAUGCAUCCUACGUGGAAUGUGUGCAAAUUCCUAUUAGAUAAAGUAUCGCUGUACUUAAUGUUAUUAGUCUAGAGUUUUGUUUCACCACUUAUUAAUAGCUUUUCAGCCUUAAAAAGAAUUACAACUGCUUAUGAAUUAAAAUAUAUUUUGUUGUGGAAGUGAAUAUAUUAAAGAAAAGUGGCAUGCCAACCCUUUAAUAACCAUAUUGAAUAAAAAUUGUGUCAUGCAGAUUAACUGAUCUGAACUUGUGCUAGGUUGACAUAAAUUUCAAAAUAUAAACUUCUGUAUAAUUAGAGCAACUGAGUGUGAUUCAUAUUUUCAGACAUAGCACCAUAGAAAUCAAGAUUUCUUAUAGUACAAAUUAAAUACUGUAAAUUCAAUCAGUUUCUGGGCUCUUGCAAAUAUUUCCUGCAUCCAAUUAAUUUUUGUUCAUAUUUUUUAUAUCUAGAUUAUUAUUCUGGUCCAGUUUUUUUUUAUUUUUAUACAAGUUCCUUUAAUCA